Messenger RNA from Phytophthora nicotianae INRA-310, 1060 nucleotides. RefSeq lists its product as hypothetical. The transcript has a single exon. The record is from RefSeq and is a predicted model, not a curated record. NCBI's taxonomy places the organism in Eukaryota, Oomycota, Peronosporomycetes, Peronosporales, Peronosporaceae. Bases 288 to 890 code for a protein of 200 amino acids.
AGUCGACGUGCGCACGCCGGAUCUUGGUCUCCGAGUGUAGGUCGUCGACGUCGCCGACGCUCGCCUCCUUUCGUUCGAUGUCUGACGCCCGGCUCCGUAGUGUGGCGCAUGAAUCAAAGCCGAGGCACCGGCGGUGGAAUCCAAUCGUGCCGAUGAGAGGGCCUCAUACAAUUUCUCAUACUGCUUGAGCUCGCUCGUUCUCUGCAUUGCAAUCGCAAGGCGGCCCAGCGCCGGAUUCCCGCUGCAUACUUUAUUCCAGCCUAAAGCGCUGGUGCGAGGUGCCUCGCAUGUUUUUGUGGUUCGCCUUUGCGGGGUCUCACGUUGCACUGUCGCUGACGCGGUCGGUCGGUGACUCGGGCGCCAGUCAAGGCCACAAGGGCAACGAAAGGUUCAAGCCCCGUCACUUUUUGGCGACCGGGUCUCGCAGGCCCAUUCCGCAACCUUCCAGCACCACAGCAAGCCUACCAACAACCCCGCCACCCGCCACUAUGGGAGUGCAGCCUCAGCUUAACCUGCCGCGCGUGCAGGAGCAGGUGACCAAGGUCCGCACGGGAUCACCUGUCGGCAAGCACGUCUCGCGCUGGCACCGCCACCACGAAACGCCUGUGCCCGUGGAGGCUCUGCCUGAGGAAGCCCAGCAACUCAAGGAGAUGAUCCUGCGUACGCACAAGGUCAAGCUCACGCGCUUCAGCCUGAGCCACAUGAAGAAGCGCGUCGUGCCGCCCGUCGAAAUCCCCAAGGAGAUGAACAGCCACCGCGCGCUGUCCACGACCGUCGCUGGCCGUAGCGUGCCGCUCACGCGCUGCAUGUGGGACAACACCAAGCGCAAGACACACCACAUGGAGCAGAUCUCCGAGUCGUACCCGCUGCACUGCACGCUCUUCCGGUGAGAGCCCUCACUGCAGGCCAAUACCAGCGCCCAACAGCAAACAGCAAUAGCAGCAACAGCCAAGCAAAAACGUCAACAGAAUGACUAUAGACUAGCGAACACCCACGGCAGCGGUUCCGCCGACCGCCGUAUAUACACUAUUUAAACACGAAAGUUUGAAAAACAAUCCGA